CGGACCAUUUUUACUUCGUCAUCAAGACAAAAUCUCUCACUAGAUAUGCAAUAAAACUCUCGAACGAAACAAAAAAAAAAUUUCAAUUUUUUUUCGAAUUGGUGUGAAUGGGUAGAUGGAGAGCAGUCACUGCUCGUCUUCUUCUCCGUCCUAAUCAAACACUCAAUUCUCCAAAGCCUUCUUCUCCACCACCACUCAUUCGUAAACACCCAGUAACAACUAGUUUCCCUCAUCGCUUGAUUAAUCUCCGACGCUUCUCAGCUUUCCCUUCUCCCAUCUCAAUCUACAACAACGACUCUGAUUCUGGUGGGUCGAGCGAUGUUUAUCAAAGCUACGAUUUUGGAACAAAGGAAGAGGAAGAUAAAGGGAAAAUCCCUGUCAAAGCCUAUUUUCUCAGUACUAGUAUUGAUUUGAAGGGUAUGCAAGCUGAUAACUUGUGCAAUGUUGUUCCUCCUACUUCGCGGUCUACUAAUUCUAUUGCCCUUAAGUUUUCUGAUUCUCCUCCUGGAUUCCCUAGUCUAGAUGAGAGGGAGAGUGUAAGCAGUUGCAGGUUCAUGGUUGUAUUUCAAUACGGUUCUGCUGUUCUUUUCAACGUAGAUGAUGAUGACGUUGAGUCUUAUCUCGACAUGGUUCGUAGACAUGCUUCUGGGCUGCUUACAGAAAUGAGAAAAGAUGAUUAUGCGAUUAAGGAGAAGCCUUUGUUGAGUGAGGAAAUGCGAGGUGGCCCUGACUACAUUGUUCUCAAAACGUUGGAUACUGAUAGUAUCCGUAUCAUUGGGAGUGUGCUUGGUCAAAGUAUUGCAUUGGAUUACUUUGUUUCUCAGGUUGAUAAGUUGGUGGAAGAGUUUGCUGGUAUAAACCGUGGAAUGGAGAAAACCGGAACUUUCACCAUGCACAGGAAAAAGCUCUUCCAACUUGUAGGGAAAGCUAAUUCUAAUCUAGCUGACGUUAUUCUCAGAGUUGGUUUGUUUGACAGAUCCGAGAUUGCUUGGAGAGAAGCUAGAUAUGCUCAGAUCUAUGAAUACCUAAGGGAAGAGUACGAGGUCACUCAGAGAUUCGGGAAUCUAGACUUUAAGUUAAAGUUUGUAGAGCACAACAUUCAUUUCCUCCAAGAGGUGAUGCAGAACAGAAAAUCAGAUCUUUUGGAAUGGUGCAUUAUCUUCUUACUGACCGUUGAAAACAUUUUAUCUAUUUACGAGAUUGUCCGAGAAUCCACAGCAGCUUCACUUUGAUGCUACAAAUCAAUUGCAGAGUACUCAAAAUUCUUUGAACGUAAAGAUAUAAUUUCUUUUAUUAUUUUCAGAGUAGUUCGUUUGUUUUGGGUCUCGGUUUACAUCUGUAAUAAAAAUCAGCUUGAUUAGCUAAGCUUGCGCUGCUUAUGUUAGUCACAUUAGGGUUUUGGAAGUUGAGAUCAAAUACAAAUGUUAUGAUUCUUCAUUUUGAUAUCAUUACAAUCACC
Molecule: messenger RNA, 1459 nt
Organism: Eruca vesicaria subsp. sativa (arugula)
Lineage: Eukaryota; Viridiplantae; Streptophyta; Magnoliopsida; Brassicales; Brassicaceae
Source: the annotation of a GenBank genome assembly